AUGGACACUUCUUACCCUCGCGAAGACUACCUGCCCAUGACAUCCCGCAAGCAGGAACCUUCGCCCACAGUCAUCACCAUCCGGCCUCCUGUGGUCCCCCGUGACUACAUGAUCUGGUCUGUCUUCAACACCAUCUAUAUGAACUUCUGCUGCCUCGGCUUUGUAGCUCUUGCCUACUCCGUCAAGGCACGGGAUCAGAAGGUGUCUGGGGACCUGGAAGCUGCCCAUCGCUAUGGCUCCAAGGCCAGAUGCUACAAUGUCCUUGCCACCGUGUGGAAUGUGGUGUUGCCUUUGGUGCUCAUUGCUCUGGUGGUCACUGGUGUCCUCCACCUCUCCAAGCUGGCCCAGGAGUCAAUGGACUACUUUGCGUACAGUUUCUUUCCCAACGAUGGCGAUGACAAGAAGUGAGCUGAGGGCCUGGAGCAUUCCUGGGAAUUUCUCUUCUACUAUUAAGACGACUCCUUACAGAGACUGUCCAUUGCUGUAACCCAGCCACUGCGCAAUACUAAACUUCUGCUAGUUUUAAUUGAAUCGAUACACUGAUGCAUUUGUGUGCCUUGUUGGAGCUCAACUCACAACUCACCCUCUGGGAUUUCCAAAGAUGUAGAAAUGGUUCUUUGGCAUCCGGCUUACUCAAGGCUGAAUUGGCUGCCACAGUGUUUUCCACCUGGUGUUUCGGAGCAGUGAACUGCUUGUGCAACUUUAUGCUAGCGCAAAACUCUUACACUCGCUGGUUGUGCUAUGCCUGGACAUUGUGUUCCAGACUAGUGUUGCAGCUAAGCCAUCCUCUUGGGCUAGUGCAAUGGUGCUCAUUCUGCACGCAGUUCCUUGCUCUAGAUGUCAGCCAGCAGAGUUUGCUUUUUCUCUCUCACUCACAUCUACUCAUGACAGAUAAAUAUGUGGCAAUCACACAGAACGCAGGUAGCUAAUCUAUAUGAAUAAGUACAUUAAAUAUGGAAACUGGCUACCAUGCUUACCUAUUUGCAAACCUAACUCUGUUUCUUUUAAAUCCAUGCUAGUUAGUGUGGUUUUCAAUGUGGUUUCUAUAUGCAGGAGGUUUGUACAUGUAUUUGUAUACAUGCUUUGAUGAACGUACGUUUCAAAUCACACUUAUGUAUAGUGUACUUGUCAUACUUUGGUGAGGUCCAACAAUAAGCCCUCUUGUAUGGCUCAGUUAAUUCAUUCCAAGGUGUCUGUUAGUUCCAUCUGUUCAAAUGUGUAGUUCACUGUCUACAGAGACAUAUUUGAUCUAUUAACCAGGAGUGACCAUGCGAAAGCCAAGACCAUUUACCUUGUAUUAGCAAUCAGGUGGACAAUACAACAGCAUUA
Molecule: messenger RNA, 1329 nt
Organism: Hemicordylus capensis (graceful crag lizard)
Lineage: Eukaryota; Metazoa; Chordata; Lepidosauria; Squamata; Cordylidae
Product: interferon-induced transmembrane protein 5-like
Exons: 2
Coding region: 1-408 (135 amino acids)
Biological process (GO): bone mineralization; bone morphogenesis
Cellular component (GO): plasma membrane
Source: RefSeq, a predicted model, not a curated record